UCCAGCGCUGUGGAUGCGGCGCGCGCUCCUGGCGCCUCCCGGCAGUGGCGGGCUCAGGUGUGCCUGAGCUCGGGUCAGUGCCAUGAUCCGGCAGGAACUCUCCACAUCCUACCAAGAGCUGAGUGAGGAGUUGGACCAGGUGAUUGAGAAUUCACAGCAGGCAGAUGAACAAGACAAGGAGACGGUCAAAGCCCAAGGCCCAGGUGUUUUACCAGGUUUGGACAGUGAGUCUGCCUCCAGCAGUAUCCGCUUCAGCAAGGCUUGCCUGAAGAACGUCUUCUCUGUCCUUCUCAUCUUCAUCUACCUGCUGCUCAUGGCUGUGGCCGUCUUCCUGGUCUACCAGACCAUCACAGACUUCCGUGAAAAGCUUAAGCACCCUGUCAUGUCUGUGUCUUACAAGGAGGUGGAUCGCUAUGAUGCUCCAGGUAUUGCUCUUUAUCCUGGUCAGGCCCAACUGCUCAGCUGUAAGCACCAUUACGAGGUCAUUCCCCCUCUGAUGCACCCUGGCCAGCCUGGUGAUAUGAACUGCACCACGCAGAGGAUCAAUUACACCCACCCCUUCUCCAAUCAGACCAUGAAGUCUGCCCUGAUUGUCCAGGGGCCCCGGGAAGUGAAGAAGCGGGAGCUGGUGUUCCUCCAGUUCCGCCUGAACCAGAGUAACGAGGACUUCAGUGCCAUAGACUACCUGCUCUUCUCCUCUUUCCAGGAGUUCCUGCAAAGCCCAGACAGGGCAGGCUUCAUGCAGGCCUGUGAGAGUGCCUACUCCAGCUGGAAGUUCUCCGGGGGCUUCCGCACCUGGGUCAAGAUGUCUCUGGUGAAGACCAAGGAGGAGGAUGGGCGAGAGGCCAUGGAGUUCCGACAAGAGACCAGUGUGGUUAACUACAUUGACCAGAGGCCAGCUGCCGAGAAAAGCGCUCAGUUGUUCUUUGUGGUCUUUGAAUGGAAAGAUCCUUUCAUCCAGAAAGUCCAAGAUAUAAUCACUGCCAAUCCUUGGAACACAAUUGCUCUUCUGUGUGGGGCCUUCCUAGCAUUAUUUAAAGCAGCAGAGUUUGCCAAACUGAGUGUGAAGUGGAUGAUCAAAAUUAGGAAGCGGUACCUUAAAAGAAGAGGCCAGGCUAUAAACCACAUAAACUGAAGUCACCUUGUUACUCAUAAAACUGUCACAUUAAUGGAAGUUCUCCUCACAUCCACGCUGAUAACCGAGCCACCAGCAAUCCUGUACUCACUUGAAGAAAGGGACCUUGCAGGGAGGAAUAGCCUGUCAGACUGGAACUUCUAAACGACCCCAGAAAGAGGCUGUUUUGAGCCUAAUGGAAAAGGUCCAACAGAUAAUCUGAAAAUUAUUUAAGUAUUUAAAUUAUUAAUGAACAUUUUACAGACCUGUCCAGUGUUUUAGGAAUAGGGUUUGUGGAAGAUGCCUUUCUUCCUCUUUGGUUCACUGUAUCUCAUUAGGCUUCAGCUUGACAGUGAAGGCUCCACUUUUACCUUAGAUUUUCCCUUGAGGUUUUUAAAGUGGACUAUCAAGAUGUGUGGGUCAUGCUUUGGAACCUGUGCACUGUAUAUAAAGAAAGGCAAAACCAUCGCCCAAUACUGCCUAGGUGCUGGCAAGCUCUCUCAUUUGUUAAAUAUUAAAUGAGACUUAAACAGCUACUAGAAACAAGUGCUUGAAUUUCUUAUGGACUAACUAGCCAUGACUUCAUAGGAUCUAUUACACAGAUUCUUUAGCUAGAACUUAUGUUAAUGUAGGUCUGAGUUUAGUGAUUAACACUCAACAAUAGCACAGAUGUAUAUAGUAGGUUGCCUACACAGUGUUUUGAUUUCAUUAACAGGUAAAUAAAAGUUGGGUUGAUAGAAAAGGAAUGAGUGUACCAGUAUGAGUAUCUGCUAAAUUACUGGGCACCGAGACUGUCAUGCUCUGACCUCCAAAAAUGAAAGACAGAAUCUGCACUCCCAACACAAACAGAUCUGACUCCGGAGGUGUCACCACUGCCUCAGGAGGUGUGCUGAGAUGAUGCCAGAAGAGGGACACGCCACAUCACAUCUUGUGAAUAAGCUGGUCAGUACUUCCCUGUGCCUACAGAACCACCUGUCUGACAAGGGGGGCAUUCAGAAUAACCUCAGAGCUGCUGGUCUAUGCUCAGAAGUAAUUCCUGUGCUCUUCUUUGCUGCAGGUAAUAAAUCUUUACCUGCUCUUUUAAAAGAAAACAAAACCAAAACUGUCAGUCCAGCCUUUGACAGAGAUAAGUACCUAUUAAAAACCUAGGUAUUGGACUGGCGGAGUGGCUCAAGUGGUAGAGCACCUGCCUAGCAAGUGCUAGUUCAAAGCCCAGUAUGGUCCAAAAACAAAAACAAAACAAAACAACAAAAACAGAAUCGCUAAAAACCUAGGUAUUUUUCACAUUGACUGAUCGAAGGUUUUAAGAGUUGUUUUCAGUUUCAAAUUAUUUACAUGCUCGUUCCAUCCGGACUGGGAAUUUCCUAAAUUCCCAGUCCGGCUUCAUGAUAAUCCAAACAGAGCAACUCUGUAAGUAGGGCAUUUUAACUCCUAACUUGACAGCGAGGAAAUGUUUUGUGGUUGAAUUAUUAAAAGCGAACUUGUAUAAGGAAGUAUUCCCUGCUACCUUUUUGCUCCAUGAGAAUUCAAAUUUCAAGUAUAAAAGCUUACAUCAUCAGCAUGGAAAAACAAGUGUGUGUUUAUUUUUUAAAGUAUGUCGGGGACAGGAGUGUUGCUCAUUGGUAAGCAUGUGCUCAUCACACAGGAGGCCCUGGAUUUGAUCCCCACAGGCC
Messenger RNA from Castor canadensis (American beaver), 2787 nucleotides. RefSeq names its product proton activated chloride channel 1 (gene Pacc1). Gene Ontology annotation, cellular component: cell surface. Lineage: Eukaryota; Metazoa; Chordata; Mammalia; Rodentia; Castoridae. The record is from RefSeq and is a predicted model, not a curated record.